GAGUUUUUCCGAACAAUGCCGAAACCCAACGAACCCACAGCCAUCUUGAACGGAACUACAAUCAUUCAGAAUAGCAUCAGAGAAAGCAACAGUCAUCACACAACACAGCAUUCGUUCGGACAAAGCAAAAUACCAAUAAUGGCUUCAGUUGAACCAAAAGCUGAAGAAGAUUUGGCAACAGCCAUCCUCCGACGUAAGGAUCGCCCCAACAGACUUCUUGUGGAGGAGGCCAUCAAUGAAGAUAACUCGGUUGUUUCUCUUUCACAGAAAAAAAUGGAUGAGCUCCAGUUAUUCAGAGGAGACACAGUUUUGCUGAAAGGCAAACGUAGGAAAGAGACUGUGUGCAUUGUGCUCUCUGAUGAGACAGUUUCAGAUGACAAAAUUAGAAUUAACAGAUGUGUGCGGAACAAUUUGAGAGUUCGUUUAGGAGAUGUUGUAAGCAUUCAACCAUGUCCAGAUGUGAAAUAUGGAAAAAGAGUUCAUGUUCUCCCAGUUGAUGACACAGUUGAAGGACUAGCUGGGAAUUUGUUUGAAGUGUUCCUCAAGCCAUACUUUCUUGAAGCUUACAGACCAAUAAAAAAGGGAGACAUUUUUCUGGUCAGAGGUGGCAUGCGAGCCGUUGAAUUCAAAGUGAUAGAAACAGACCCACAGCCCUAUUGUAUUGUUGCUCCAGAUACUGUCAUACAUUGUGAAGGAGAGCCAGUCAAGCGAGAGGAAGAAGAAGAGCAGUUAAAUGAAGUGGGCUAUGAUGAUAUUGGAGGUUGUCGUAAACAACUGGCUCAGAUCAAAGAGAUGGUGGAGCUGCCAUUGAGGCAUCCACAGCUUUUUAAAGCUAUUGGUGUGAAGCCUCCUCGAGGUAUCUUACUUUAUGGACCCCCUGGAACUGGUAAGACUUUGAUUGCCAGAGCAGUUGCAAAUGAAACUGGGGCUUUCUUUUUCCUCAUUAAUGGUCCUGAAAUUAUGAGUAAGUUGGCAGGAGAGUCAGAAAGUAAUCUUCGCAAAGCUUUUGAAGAAGCAGAAAAGAAUUCCCCAGCCAUCAUUUUUAUUGAUGAGCUUGAUGCUAUUGCUCCAAAACGUGAAAAGACUCACGGUGAAGUGGAGCGACGUAUUGUGUCUCAGUUGCUGACUCUGAUGGAUGGUUUGAAACAAAGGUCACAUGUUAUUGUGAUGGCUGCAACCAAUAGACCAAACAGUAUUGAUCCUGCUCUCAGGCGUUUUGGUCGUUUUGAUAGAGAAGUAGAUAUUGGCAUUCCUGAUGCAACUGGUAGACUGGAAAUUUUGAGAAUUCACACUAAAAACAUGAAACUUGGAGAUGACGUUGAUCUAGAACAGGUGGCUUCUGAAACCCAUGGCCACGUCGGUGCAGACUUGGCUGCUCUUUGUUCUGAAGCUGCUCUUCAGCAAAUCCGAGAGAAAAUGGAUUUAAUAGACUUGGAGGAUGAGACCAUUGAUGCUGAAGUCUUGGAUUCAUUGGCUGUCACAAUGGAGAAUUUCAGAUGGGCACUUAGUAAGAGCAACCCGAGUGCUUUGCGAGAGACAUCUGUGGAAGUCCCCAAUGUUACAUGGGAAGAUGUUGGUGGCUUAGAAAAUGUCAAGAAAGAAUUGCAGGAAUUGGUCCAGUACCCCGUGGAGCAUCCAGAGAAGUUUUUGAAGUUUGGUAUGACACCCUCAAAGGGAGUUCUGUUUUAUGGACCCCCAGGCUGUGGUAAAACACUGUUGGCCAAAGCUAUAGCUAACGAGUGUCAAGCCAACUUUAUUUCAAUCAAAGGACCUGAACUCUUGACUAUGUGGUUUGGUGAGUCUGAGGCUAACGUCAGAGACAUUUUUGACAAGGCCAGGUCAGCAGCACCCUGUGUACUGUUUUUUGAUGAACUUGAUUCAAUAGCCAAAUCAAGAGGAGGCAACGUUGGAGAUGGAGGUGGUGCUGCAGAUAGAGUCAUCAACCAACUCCUGACUGAGAUGGAUGGCAUGUCAGCUAAAAAAAAUGUCUUUAUCAUUGGAGCAACCAAUCGUCCAGAUAUCAUUGAUUCUGCCAUUCUCCGCCCUGGUCGUCUUGACCAACUGAUCUACAUUCCCCUCCCAGAUGACAAGUCUCGUAUCCAGAUUCUUAAAGCCAACUUACGCAAGUCACCAAUGUCAAAGGAUGUAGAUCUGGAAUACCUAGCUAAAGUGACCAAAGGUUUCAGUGGGGCUGACCUUACAGAGAUUUGUCAGAGGGCCUGUAAACUGGCCAUCAGACAGUCUAUAGAGGCAGAGAUUCGAACAGAGAGAGAGCGUGCACAAAACCCUGAUGCUGAUAUGGAAGUGGAAGAUUAUGACCCAGUUCCUGAGCUAACUCGAGCUCAUUUUGAAGAAGCAAUGAAAUUUGCCCGAAGAUCAGUGAGUGAGAAUGAUAUUCGCAAGUAUGAAAUGUUUGCACAGACUCUACAGCAAAGUCGAGGAUUUGGUGGCUUCAGGUUCCCAGGUGCAUCAGGUCAAGGUCAAAGUGGUUCUACUGGAGGAGGUCAAGGUGGUAACCUUGGAGGGGACGAUGGGGAUGAAGACCUCUACAGUUAAAUAUUGAGAGGCUGUGCUACAGCCCUGUGUGUAGGCAUAACCUUUACACACAUUUUGUUCUUUCUGUUCAAUCAUUUCAUUUUAUUCACUUUCAAGUUAACUCUGAAGGGUUUUACACUUUAUUAUUAGAGCAACGGCACUUCAUAAGUAACUUAAAAAAAAAACAUUUUUUUUUAAUUUUUAAAUCAAUGACAGGCUUAUUUUCAAAGGAGUGAUAACUUCUGUUGGGUUUGAAAAUGUUCAUAAGAAAUGAUGGGUGUGUAAAGUCUAACCUCAUCUCUAACAUUCAGUAGAAUCAAAUUUAGCCUUGCUACAACAAUCACUACAUUUUGUAAUGUACCAGUACCAGCUAUUGGCAAAUUUAGUUUUGUUUCAAUGAAAACAAAAUAAAAUAAAAUUUUAAAUUAC
This is a messenger RNA of Biomphalaria glabrata, 2964 nucleotides long. RefSeq names its product transitional endoplasmic reticulum ATPase. The transcript has 18 exons. Gene Ontology annotation, molecular function: polyubiquitin modification-dependent protein binding; ATP binding; ATP hydrolysis activity. Bases 16 to 2556 code for a protein of 846 amino acids. Gene Ontology annotation, biological process: autophagosome maturation; mitotic spindle disassembly; retrograde protein transport, ER to cytosol. Lineage: Eukaryota; Metazoa; Mollusca; Gastropoda; Planorbidae. Gene Ontology annotation, cellular component: VCP-NPL4-UFD1 AAA ATPase complex; nucleus; cytosol. The record is from RefSeq and is a predicted model, not a curated record.